AUGAAAAGCCGGGUUUGUGUAGGUCCACCGGGUUCGGGUAAAGGUACCCAAUCAUCCAUCAUCAAGGACGAGUACCGCCUCUUUCAUAUUUCGACAGGGGAUAUGUUGAGAUCGAAAGGCGAUGAAUUUUUGUCCUCAAUGUCAAAGGGAGAGUUUGAAUCCGACGAGUUAGUGAUUGGACUAGUUGAGGAAGCUUUGGACACGCCUUCGUGUCAAAAUGGCUUCAUUUUGGACGGCUUCCCAAGGAACACGGCUCAAGCCGAAAAGCUCGACGAGAUUCUUGAGAGGAGAGGAGCUAAGAUUGAUAUGGUGAUUAGUUUCGAAGCAAGUGAUUCGGUUUUGGAGGAGAGGAUUACGGGACGUAGGAUUCACAUUCCAAGCGGUAGGAUCUAUCAUACCAAAUCUUCACCUCCUCAAGUUGAUGGAAUUGAUGAUGUUACUGGGGAGGCUUUAAUCCAACGGAAGGACGACACUCGUGAGGUUUUCAAAUCAAGGCUCGAAAAAUUUCACCGACAAACCAAACCUGUGAUAGAUUACUAUGAAAGGAGAGGCAUCGUUGCACAUAUCCCGGCAGAGAAACCACCGGAAGAGAUUGUGGAGACGAUUCGCGAAUUCCUGUAA
Molecule: messenger RNA, 621 nt
Organism: Striga hermonthica
Lineage: Eukaryota; Viridiplantae; Streptophyta; Magnoliopsida; Lamiales; Orobanchaceae
Source: the annotation of a GenBank genome assembly